AUGAUAACAGUAACCACCACCACAGCCGCCUCGGCCGAGAAAAAACAACUGAUGACGAAUCCUCCUCCUCUUUCUAUGUCGUUUUCUUCUGUUCCAAAUGAAAUAAUUGCUAAUUGCUUAGCCCGUAUCUCCAAAUCUCACUACCGUUCUCUCAGCUCAGUCUCCAAGAGUUUCUACUCUCUCCUUUCUUCUCCAGAGAUCUACGCGGCUCGAUUCCAGAUCGGAGCGACAGAGCCUCGCCUCUAUAUAUGUCUACGGUUACCGAGGGACACCCAUCAUCGCUGGUUCAAUCUCAUGAAUCCUGAUCAAGCCCUAAUCAGCAACGGCGGUGAGAUUAAGAGUGAGUUGAGCUUAGUACCGGUAAAACAAAAACUCUCUUCCUCUUAUGCUUAUGCUCCGUCAAACGCAACCAUUGUAGCCGUCGGUUCCGAAAUCUACCAAAUCGGCAAAAGCAAAGAGGACAAGCGUUCCAGAUCCGUUCGUGUGCUUGACUGUCGGAGCCACACUCUGCGUCGUGCUCCUAAGAUGACGGUGGCAAGGAAAGGCGCCAAGUCUUGCUUUUUAGACGGGAAGAUAUAUGUGAUUGGAGGAUGCAGGAAGAGAGAGGAACCCAUGAGUUGGGGUGAGGUUUUCGACAUAAAGACUCAGACUUGGAAGCUAUUGCCUAGCCCUAGUGGUCAUGGAUUCCAUCCGAAACAUAAAGUUGUAGUUUUUGGAGCAAGGCUAUACGUUGUCACCAAGCAGAACAAGUAUGUCUAUGAUCCCAAGGAAAGAAGAUGGCUUUUAGAGAUGGGGUUGGUGGGUCUAGAACGUCUAGUAUCAGGUAAUAGACCUUGGUGCGUUAUAGAAAAUGUAUUGUUUAGUCAUUAUUGCGGUAAGUUAUGGUGGUAUGAAUUGAGCCGUGGAGAGUGGUUAAUGGUUGAGGGUUUGGGAGAUCUGUACACUAAGCGUGCUGAUGUCUACCGUACGAUUCAAUUAGUUAACCAUGGUGGGAAACUGGUAAUUAUAUGGCACGAGUGGAUUGACAUGGUACGGAGGAAGAAUAAUGGGUUUGAGCGUUAUCUUGGCAUCAAAGGAAAGAGAACUUGUUGUGCGGUGAUUAGGUUGGAGAAGCGUCUGAGUUCUUCAGGAUCGGAGGAGAUUUUGGGGGAGAUUGAACGGUUGAAUGUUGUUGUGCCUACUCUCCCCAGGUCAUACGAUGUCUUGACCUGUCUAUCCGUCUCGCUUUGAUUAUCAUCGAAUGUGGAAAAUCAUCUCUUGCUUUCAACAAUUCUAAUUUAUGUUGCGAUUUUUCACUUUGAGUUUUCUUUCACUUUGUUUUGUAAGAUUUCUUGUUAAUAUAUGUUGUUGAUGAUGAUGA
Eutrema salsugineum is the source of this 1360-nucleotide messenger RNA. Its product is annotated as putative F-box/kelch-repeat protein At4g35120. NCBI's taxonomy places the organism in Eukaryota, Viridiplantae, Streptophyta, Magnoliopsida, Brassicales, Brassicaceae. The coding region runs from base 1 to 1230 and encodes 409 amino acids. The record is from RefSeq and is a predicted model, not a curated record. Gene Ontology annotation, molecular function: protein binding. The transcript is spliced from 2 exons.